AUGGUUCUCGCACUCUCCGGCCUCUCGCUCGCCAAGUACAUCCAGAACUCGCCGGCUCUGCUGCGCAUGAUCAAGCCCGUGGCCAACGCCUACGCCCAGGCCGCCGGUCACAGGCAGCACGGCCUCCGAUACGACGACCUCAUCAUCGAGGAGUCGCCCCGUGUCCAGAAGGCCAUCAAGCGUCUGCCGGAGCGUGAGGCCUACGACCGCGCCUACCGCCUCCGCCAGGCCACCCAGCUCAGCGUCCUCCACCGCGAGCUGCCCAAGGAGCAGUGGACCCCCGCCUCCCAGGACAAGCGCUACCUCACCCCCUACGUCCAGGAGAUCGCCAACGAGGAGGACGAGCGCGUUGCCUGGGACACCAUCGGCGUCAAGAAGGGCCACUAG
This is a messenger RNA of Pseudozyma flocculosa PF-1, 387 nucleotides long. RefSeq lists its product as uncharacterized. Gene Ontology annotation, biological process: mitochondrial electron transport, ubiquinol to cytochrome c. Lineage: Eukaryota; Fungi; Basidiomycota; Ustilaginomycetes; Ustilaginales; Ustilaginaceae. The record is from RefSeq and is a predicted model, not a curated record. The transcript is spliced from 4 exons. Bases 1 to 387 code for a protein of 128 amino acids.